Brassica rapa (field mustard) is the source of this 2948-nucleotide messenger RNA. RefSeq names its product zinc-finger homeodomain protein 10. Gene Ontology annotation, biological process: regulation of developmental process; regulation of DNA-templated transcription. Gene Ontology annotation, molecular function: DNA-binding transcription factor activity; transcription cis-regulatory region binding. The record is from RefSeq and is a predicted model, not a curated record. Gene Ontology annotation, cellular component: nucleus. Lineage: Eukaryota; Viridiplantae; Streptophyta; Magnoliopsida; Brassicales; Brassicaceae.
AUUUCAAGAUGCUUAUGUAGAGGAAGCUGAAAUGAUGAAUCAACUCAAUUUCACCUCAACUACACAAAUCUAUAAAUUUGUUUUUCAGUGAGCUUUUAAAUGAUUCUAGAUGAAUUGGUAAAAUUCAUAUGAUUUUUGUUAAACCAAAUCUAGAAUCUCAUUUAAAAUCAUAAGAUUUGUUUUUUUUUUUCAAACUACAAACUCUAUCCUUACAUUUUAAAUUCACUAGAAAAUCUCUAUAAUUUAUAACUUAGAAUAUUUUCAAUUAUAGUAGAUUUCAUAGUAUUUAUGAUAUAUUAAAAUUAAUUUUAAAAAAAACUAAUAAACUUUAAAAAUUUUAUAUUUUAGUAACAGUAUAUUUGUUAUUUUAAUAUAAAUUGUCUCAAACUCUCGGUUGAAUACACCGUAGCGAAUAAGAAGAUAGAAUGAGAAAUUGUCCAAAAAAAAGUUUCAAAAAAAGAAAAAAGAAGACAGAAGGAGAAAAUAAAUAUGUUAAACAGUCCACUGUUUUUUCAUAUGUUAAUAGUGAUGCAACAUCAUUGGGCCGUUUUAAUCGAAGUGUAUUACACUUCUCUCUUAAACAUCCUUUUGUGUGUGCUUAGAAACUGACCCGAUCUAAACUGUCUUUUUCUCUUUUGUAAACUGACCCGAUCCAAGACCUCAAAUUCAGUUAAUCUGAAGUUAUUUAGACUUUCAGUGACAACCUUCACUUUGGCCAACCACGAAAGUCGUCAUCCACAUUUUAUGUUGUUUGCAUGUGUUGUAAGUUGUAACUUACUAAAGAUGUGUCCACAAAAUAUUUAACAAGUAUGAAAAAAAAAGAAGGAAACUGGAGUCCAACUUAUCUGCAGCAUCAAUAGCUUAAUACACCUCCUAACCUUUAAAAAAAAAUUAACCUCCUAACUGAUGUCAAGUGAAAAGUCAUCCACAAACACAACAUAUUCUGAUAAAAUAAAACAAUGGCAACUCAUAUUAAACUGAAUAGAAUAUGAUAUAGCCAUCGUUAUAUAACAAUAUCAAGUAUUUAUAAAAUAUAAAUAGAAAAGGUAAAAUAAAAAGAAAUUACAAAAAGAAAGGAGUUAAUGUGGCAAAUUUUUUUUCUAAAACAAAAAAAAUCUCGAAAUGUAUGAGAGAAAAUAUAGCAAGCAUUACCAUUUUACCAUAAGACUGUUAUAUUUUUUAUUUUGACUUUUUCCAUGAGACUGUCUUUAGGUUUAAGACACAACUCAGUAGCGACAUUUAUUACGCUUUUCACUGCAAAAUCUAACACGCACUCUCCUUGUGGUCCCCCACCACAUCUCUUAAACGUCCACACCUAACCUAACCAUGGUUAAAACAUCAACCUUUCCAUUGAGAUUUAAAUAUCCUCAAAUUCAACCCGUAUUUUAUUUAAUUUCCUUCCUUAUUAUUAAAAUUAUGUAAGCCUUUAAGGGAUACGUCGUAAGAGAAAAUAAAACUCAUUAAUUUAUUAUUUGUCCUUUUUAAUUUCUUUAUUUGCUUCAGCAACAUUCGUCACUCUCUUCAUGUCAUUUUCUUAUUUUCCUGCAAGAUUUUAUAUUAAAAAACGAAUAAAGCUGAGUAAAAAUUAUAAUAUAAUAAUAAAUCUCCAAAAGCUCAAGAGCCUUUUUUUUACUUAUCUUUUCUUCUCCACUCUUUCAAGAACUCAUAUUCCAUACUCCAUAGCCUCUCAGGUCUCCAGCUUAAAAUCUAAACCCUAAGUUUCUUUCUUUCUUUUUUUUUUCUCAUUUUCGUGGAACAUUAUUAAUGUUUUGAGCUGUUAUGGAUAUGGCGACUCAUACAACAAUAACAUCUCCUCCUAAAUCACCUGAACCAGAACCCGAAACUCCGAACCGGAUCCAACCGGCCAAACCCAUUUCCUUCAGCAACGGCAUCAUCAAACGCCACCACCAUCCUACUCUCCUCUUCACUUACAAAGAAUGUCUCAAAAACCACGCGGCAGCUUUAGGUAGCCACGCGCUAGACGGUUGCGGCGAAUUCAUGCCGUCUCCGUCGUUAGUCUCCACCGAUCCAACUUCUCUCAAAUGCGCAGCUUGUGGUUGCCACCGUAACUUCCACCGCCGUGAACCAGGCAACGACUCCUCAAUCCGUCCACCUCCUUCCUCAGUCGCCGCCACAAUUGAGUAUCAGCCUCACCACCGUCACCAUCCACCACCACCACCACAAUUACCUCCUCCUCGCAGCCCUAACUCCUCUUCUCCGCCGCCGAUUUCCUCAUCUUACAUGCUCUUAUCUCUCUCCGGGACUAACAACAACAACAACUUAGCUUUCUCCGGCAACAACCACCACCACCAAACCGGAUCUCGUAAGCGGUUCCGAACGAAGUUCAGCCAGUUUCAGAAAGAGAAGAUGCACGAGUUCGCCGACCGAGUCGGGUGGAAGAUGCAGAAACGCGACGAAGACGAUGUUCGAGAAUUCUGCCGGCAGAUCGGAGUUGACAAAAGCGUUCUCAAAGUCUGGAUGCACAACAACAAAAACAACUUCAACCGCCGCGAUAUCCAGUUCUCCGUCGCCGCCGCCGGAGCCACCGAGAUCCACAAAACAGAUAACGGCGGUGGAGGAAUCCACGCUCCGAUUCCCGCCGGUGAAACUAACAAUAACGGAUGCAACGAGCUUCACCACAGUGUUAGUAACGGCGGAGGAGGGUUUGAUAGUGAUAGUGGUGGCGGUGGAGGAGCUCACGGCGGUGACGUAAACGGGUCGUCGUCGUCGUGAAGUAAAGAUCAGAGUCAGAUUCAAUAAAGAAGCUGUAGCUUUAGACUAAGCCACUCGUAUUAUCAUCGUUAAUAACUUCUAUUAUUAAUUUUAAUUAAAAACCUUAAGCUGUGUUUGGUUUGUAGUUUAAUUUUUAGUUUUAAUUAAAUUUACUUUACCACGACGUUGUCUCGCUUGAUGAGGAAUAAUAGCAUUGAGAAUUAAUUCUAACUAAA